Petromyzon marinus (sea lamprey) is the source of this 3044-nucleotide messenger RNA. RefSeq names its product alpha-1,3-mannosyl-glycoprotein 4-beta-N-acetylglucosaminyltransferase C-like. The record is from RefSeq and is a predicted model, not a curated record. Gene Ontology annotation, biological process: protein N-linked glycosylation. Gene Ontology annotation, molecular function: acetylglucosaminyltransferase activity. Lineage: Eukaryota; Metazoa; Chordata; Hyperoartia; Petromyzontiformes; Petromyzontidae.
ACACAGUAUAAGUGGCUGGCCUGUGUACUAUGUACAAUAUCCAUCACAAAUCGCGUACUCUUCUGUUUUCAUUCGAUGGCCUGUCUUUCUUCCAAAGAGAGAGACGGUCAAUAGUUACCUGUACUGUAAUCCGUUAAUACAUUGACGCCUUUUAUGACCCCGGCAAUAAAUUGACUUCCAGUGUAGUUUCUAGAACGCGGUCUUAUCUUUGACAGUUUUUUUUUUACGUAAUGUUUAACCGUAACGUCGGCUGAAUGGCUGGCAACAUCGUCUCGCGUCACGAGUGUGGGUUUGUACAUUUCGUUUUAAAUUGCUUGGGUACUUUGCACAUUUCGGUCUGAAAGAAUGGUGUCGGCUUUGUCUCUCAUCUGCGCGUUACUUUGUAUAGAGGACUAAAUAAAAGCCCAGCGUUUUCCAAAGGACCUGUUCGUCAAAGAAUCGUUUUCUAAAAGUCUGCAGGUCUGCAAGGAGCAUGAGGCUACAGUGGAAAUGCGGCCGCGUGCUGCUCCUCUUCACCAUCGUCGUCAGCCUCGUGCUCUUAAUGGCGUUCGUGCUGUCCUGGGAGCAGCCAUACAAGACAUCGAGACGUGGAAACUCGCCAGUGAUUACGCAAGAACUGCUGGACAUCAUCUCUGAAGCUUCACAUCCUCACGAGGGCAAAGCCACUUCUCGAAUACUGAUGUUUAAUACCACAAGGCUCAUAUUCAGCAACAUCACAGAGGACAUCUUUACAACAGAAAAGAAGUUCCUUGCGAUUGGCCUUUGUUCUGUAAACCGGAAACAUGAGCCAUACUUGAUAGACACCCUGAGGUCCAUAUUUGAGCAGUCAAGCUCAACGGAACUUCAGCAGAUGGUAGUAGUGGUGCACUUGUGCGACUUUGACAUGGCAUGGUGCGAGAUGACGGCACGUCUAAUUACGAAGAUGUUCCCCAGCCAUAUGUUAGCCAAGCGACUUCUAUUGAUUCACGCACCAGAGGAGAUCUACCCCUCCCUUGAGGGCCUCAAGGCCAACUACAAUGACCCUCCGGAUCGAGUGCGCUUCCGCUCCAAGCAGAACCUUGAUUACUCAUUCCUAAUUGGCUUCUGUGCCAACCUUGCUGACUACUACAUCAUGCUGGAAGAUGAUUUGAAAUGUGCAAAUAAUUUUUUGACCACAAUUCAGAAGGCAAUUGCUUCACGAAAAAAUAAAAAUUGGGUUACGUUAGAAUUCUCCAAACUGGGCUACAUUGGCAAGCUCUACCAUGGUAAUGACCUACCCACCCUUGCUCAAUUUCUCUUUCUGUUCUACCAGGAGAUGCCAUGCGAUUGGCUUCUGACACACUUCCGUGUUAUUCUAACACAAAACAAUCCCAUAAAUUUCAAGCCGGCGUUAUUUCAGCACAUGGGCCUCUACUCAUCCUUCAGAGGCAAUCGGAAUGAAUUGAAGGACGGCGAUUUUCAGGAGAGUACCGCAAAUGUGGCCGACAACCCUGCCGCCACCUUUCACACAAGCAUCAAGGUGUUCGAAGACUACCGGCCGGAGAAAGCUUACAGCACUGAAAGUGGCUACUUCUGGGGAAAGACUCCAGUUGCAGGAGAUUACUUUAUGUUGAAAUUCGUGGAACCUCAGAACAUCGAUGUGAUCGAAGUUCUGACAAGUUCGUUUGAAAGAAAAAAUGACGGUCUGAAAGCUGGCUUGUUACAAGUUGGCACUAAUGUCGACAAACAAUCAUGUUUGUCUUUUAUUACACUCGGACAUUUUGUACAUGGUGAAUAUAGGGAAAGAAAUAUCAGCACAAUUGUGCCAUUUAAAAUUGGCUGUAUUCGUAUAAAUGUGACUAUGACCCAAACAGAAUGGAUUAUUAUUAGGAGUAUCAGCAUUUGGGUUGCUCACAAAGAACAAUAGUGGGCACACUGAAACGUACUCCCACCGAGUGGCUUCCCGUUUUGGCCAACAUUGGACCAGCAAACUUCCACAGGGAUGCCGUGAUAUCAAGCCAAGUUGGAAAAAUCCAAGGAAGCAUUGUCCUCCCAUUACACCAAGAGCUGCUCGACCCUCCACAAACUCGUCCAAGAUCCUGGAAACCAAGCUGGGAUUGCGCGAGACAAUUGGAUAUUGGACGGAGCGGGAUCUACUGAAGGCCGCUGGCGAAUGCUGUGGAGUUUUACUGAAGUUCCUAACAAUAGCCUCAGCGAGGGCACCACCACUGCUCCGCAUGGCUUUGAUCUACCAAUAAAACUGUGGUGGCUUCAUCAACCACUUCAGAACAGUGACUGCGUACACCUCUUCCUCAAGUGGAAAAAGUAAAUAUGACCCACAGUUCAGUAACUGCGGCCACUCAAAUCAAACAAUGGACCGCAUCACAAACAACUGCAUUUUAGGCCUGCUCUCCGUUGGACUGGACAGUAUUAGUGCUACUCCCAAAGCUAUCCAAUGGCUCACAAGCUUAACCCCGGAUGUAUAAUUUACACCGACUUGUCAUAUGCUAGAAGAUGAAGAAAAAUGUAUCAUUUUCUGCUACUGUGCAGUAUUUUGUAUUGUUUACUAUAAUAGUUAACACAAUUUUCUCCCCAUCAGUUCUCAGCUCCUUGCCUUCCUAUUGGUAGUAUAUGUAAAACUGAAUUGAAAAUGUAAAGUAAUUUAAAAAAACAAUGUACGUUGAUGGUAAUAUGCAAUGAAUGUUAAUUCUCUAAUGUAUCUGAAUGCUAAUUCCAGAUGACAGAUAUGGAUCCACACCUGCAAAUGGGGUCGGGGGGGGGGAGCAGGUUUGUCGAUCGCAUAACAUUGAAACCUUUUGUGAGAUACGACCUCGGUGUGUUUUUUUUUAUGCCAUGCUGCUCUUGUUUCUCCACAGCGCAAGGUGUUAGGUGCGUGUUGGGGCGGGUCCUGCACCACCAAAUGUUCCUUUGGUCCACCCGAGUUCACUCUCCUUCGUGAUAUAGCACUGUUAUGGUUACACCAAAGACACAUCCCCUGUAUAGCCUCAAGACUGUUAGGACAAAUGCUGUUAGCGAGCAUCUAUGGCCGGCAGGGCACACAAGGGGGUGGGAAGGCCAGCACCACG